This is a messenger RNA of Nicrophorus vespilloides, 419 nucleotides long. Its product is annotated as larval cuticle protein F1-like. The transcript has a single exon. Bases 40 to 408 code for a protein of 122 amino acids. The record is from RefSeq and is a predicted model, not a curated record. NCBI's taxonomy places the organism in Eukaryota, Metazoa, Arthropoda, Insecta, Coleoptera, Silphidae.
UUAGUCGACACAGACAACACAGACCUCAAACAAAUCAAUAUGUUCAAAUUGGUGGUGUUGUCCGCUCUUCUGGCCGUCGUUGCCGCCGCUCCAGGCAUUUACACCUCUCCUCUGGCAUACAGCGCUGCUGUCGUUGGAAGCGUACCAACUUCCGUCAGCCAUCAAAGCAGCAGCGUCGUCCACAGCGCCGCUUUAACCGCCCCAGUUGUCCACACCGCUCCAGUUGUAUCUGCGUACUCUGCUCCAGUUGUCUCUGCUUACUCUGCUCCAGUGGUAUCCGCUUACUCUACUCCAGUAGUAUCCGCUUACUCCGCUCCAGUUGUAGCCGCCCAUGCCGCCCCAAUUGUAGCUACCCCAACUGUGGGUGUCCAUGGUUACCACGGUCUUCAUGGAGCUGUUGUCUAUUAAAUAAUGUUAAU